This is a messenger RNA of Galeopterus variegatus (Sunda flying lemur), 2009 nucleotides long. RefSeq lists its product as uncharacterized. The transcript has 10 exons. The annotation marks the transcript as partial. Lineage: Eukaryota; Metazoa; Chordata; Mammalia; Dermoptera; Cynocephalidae. The record is from RefSeq and is a predicted model, not a curated record.
GGAGCCCAGCAGUCCUUGGAGGCAGCAGCUCAGAAGACAGGAGAGCCUCAAAGUUGUAUAAAUAAAGGGCCGAUAUGUUCAAACAGAAAAGAAUUUUACACACGCAAGCUGCACAUCGACAUGAUGCCGUUCCUGAAGGAAAAUGGAGACGAACUGGACUGUCUUGAAGAACCAGGGCCACCCCUCAGAGGAAAUCAAGACAGCCAAGACCCAGAACCAAGGAGUGUGACCCUUGACCGUGUCAAUGCUUCCCUUGCUGAGCACACCCAGAUCCCUGAGGCAGAUACUGUGCAAGAGGUGGACAGAGAUUAUGAUGUAAACCAUCUGCACAGAGGACUUCCAGGACAUGGGCUUGAGUCACCAGAGAGGAUGGGUGCUGUGGAUACAUCUCGUCUUCCAAGAGAAAGAGAAGGGAAGACUGAACCAAAACUGUUUAAACAGCAGACACGAGCCACCAUCAGUCAUGAGAGGGAGUUGACUGACAAAGCCAAGAGAAAGAAAAGAACCGAGACAAACAAGACCAAAGCACCCAAAAGGGAGAGAGAAGGAAAGGUCUAUGGGGAAGCAGGGGCCACUGUUGGAAAGGCAAAGGACUCACAAGCUGAAAAAAAAUUAGAAAAAAAAACAGGAGCUAAAGGGAAAAGGACACAGAAAGAAAGGAAUCUGGAGAUAGCAGCAGAGCUGAAUGGGCCUGAUGUCAUUAACUCUAAGGAAACAGAAGACAUAUCAGAUAGAAGUUUCUUCCCUUCAGCCUCUAUUGUAAAUGACCCUUGGCUUUCUCUCAAACAUGAUGCUCAGGACAGCCAAGUUUCUAUAGAUGGAAGAUCAUCACCCCCUCAAGCUCUAACUGUCACUGACAACAUGCAAUCUGAAGACGAGAGAAGCCAUGAUGACCCUUCCAAGGCCCUCCUCGCUAAGAGGGAGGAGGAGAAGGCUUCUCGAGACUGGCUGCGAACAGAGAGGGCCGAGAUGAGGCGGAUGGAGGUGGAGAGGAGGAGAAGGGAGCAGGAGGAACAGAGGUGGCUCCAGCAGGAGCAGCUGGAAAGAGCAAAGAAGAUGAAGGAAGAGCUGGAGCUGGAGCAGCAGAGACGUGCAGAGGAGAUCCGCGUGAGGAAACAGAGACUCGAAGAACAACAGCAGCAGCACGAGGAGAAGGAGAAAAAGCAGCAGCUCCAGUUGCAAGCGGCCCAGGAGAGAGCCCGGCAGCAGCAACAGGAGUUCCGGAGGAAACUGCAAGAACUGCAGAGAAAAAAGCAGCAGGAAGAAGCCAAGAGGGCUGAGGCAGAAAAGCAAAGGCAGAAGGAAUUGGAAAUGCAGUUAGCAGAAGAACAAAAACGCCUGAUGGAAAUGGCUGAAGAAGAACGAAUAGAGUACCAGCUGCGGAAACAGGAAGCAGAAGAAAAGGCUCGACUGGAGGCAGAAGAGAGGAGGCAAAAGGAAGAGGAAGCAGCAAGGCUGGCUCUGGAGGAAGCCAUGAAACAAGUCCAGGAACGAGCCAGGCAAAAAGCUGCUUUGGAGAAACAUCUUCGUUUCCAUCAACAACUCCAUAAGGAAGCCAGUGGUAUGCAGUGGACACAGAAUAUUUCCAGACCAUGGAUUUACUCUUAUUUCCAGUUCCUACCAACACCCAGGCCUUAAGGCUAGAAGAAGACUAAAAAGUAAGUUGGUAGGUGGUGACAAAAAAAAAAAAAAGAAACUUCCUUUUACAACAAAGUUCCAUCCUGAGCCCAAUUAGUUCUAUUUCAUCUGGUUCACCUCAACCCACACCUAAGAUUUUCUCUACUCUGGAACCUCCAUUCCCAUUACUUCUUCAUACCACUCACACUUCAUUCAACCCAAUUAAACUCUUAUCUCACCUAAAUCUUUUAUGUUUUCUAGAACCAUAUAAAUCCAGAAGCUGAUGCCUAAAACUGCCCAUGAUUUCAUAAUUUCAAUUUGAAACACUAACAUGGUCUUCUUAGGAUAGUCCAAGUAUUUAAUUUGUCAGUGUGUCUGAAAGAGUUGUAGAU